Messenger RNA from Quercus lobata, 1525 nucleotides. RefSeq names its product Pseudouridine synthase family protein. Gene Ontology annotation, biological process: enzyme-directed rRNA pseudouridine synthesis. The coding region runs from base 82 to 1200 and encodes 372 amino acids. Gene Ontology annotation, molecular function: RNA binding; pseudouridine synthase activity. The record is from RefSeq and is a predicted model, not a curated record. NCBI's taxonomy places the organism in Eukaryota, Viridiplantae, Streptophyta, Magnoliopsida, Fagales, Fagaceae. The transcript is spliced from 14 exons.
GGACGCGACUUAGAGACUGAAAAAACAAAGCCUUUCGCGCACCGUCGUCGUUGUUAGCUCAGACUCAGAGAGCCUGAGACCAUGUCAAACCCUUCAGAAACACGUCAGCCUCAGACUCAGAGAUUCGGGUUGCUCUGGCCGGAUCUCAACGACGGCUUGUCCUACAACGACGUCGUUCGCUCCUCCGAUUCCGAAUCGACACUGAUCGAAUUCUACUCUAGCAAGUACAAGAAUUCAGCUCCUCUGCAAGGUUGGGUGCAGCGAAUUGAGAACGGACAGAUAAGAGUUGAUGGUACAGUUGUUCCUGAUCCCGAAACAAUCCUCAGAGUUGGUUCUGAGCUUGUCUAUCAUAGACUUCCUUGGAGAGAGCCCGAUGCACCGUGCUUGCUUGAAGUUUUAUACGAGGAUGGUGAUAUGAUUGCUCUUAACAAGCCUUCUGGCCUACAAGUUUUACCGGGAGGCCUUUUCCAACAACGGGCAGUUUUGACACAGCUCCAAUGGCAGGCAAGCAAGAAGCAAGAACCACAUCCCGUUCCUGUUCAUCGACUAGGAAGGGGUACUUCAGGAAUAUUGCUUUGUGCUAAGACGAAGCUUGCCAAAACUCGCCUUGCAGCCUACUUUGCCAAUGGAACAUCUUAUAUUGAGGGCAAUAGAAAAACCAACAUGGAGAUGUGUGGAACAAGAAAAAUAACAAAGAUAUACCGGGCACUAGUCACUGGGCUACUUGAUGAAGAUAAGGUACUGAUAAAACAGCCCAUCGGAAUGGUGCAGUAUCCUGGUGUUGCCAAGGGGCUAUAUGUUGCUUCUUCUUCAGGAAAACCAGCUCUGAGCAAAGUUGAUGUUCUUGAGAGAAAUAUGCAAGGAAACAACACAUUGGUUCAGGUGGAAAUUCAGUCAGGACGGCCGCACCAAAUUCGUAUUCAUCUUGCUUUUAUUGGGCAUCCUCUGUUGGGUGAUCCUCUUUAUGUUGGUGGUGGACAACCUAUGUGCUUCGAUCCUGAAUUUGUUGACGGAAGCUUUGCACAAGAUGGAGGGUACCAGAGGCCUACAAAACCUGUUCCAGGAGACUGUGGUUACUUCUUGCAUGCGCAUCAACUGAUUCUCUCUCACCCAACUACCAAUGAGGUAAUCAAAAUUACUGCACCUCUUCCAUCCAUCCUCCAAACACAGGAUGAGGCUAAGGAAAUAAGAAUUAAUUAACAGCAGCACUAUUUAAGCUUGCUGCUGUCAGCUGCAGAAAAUUUGAAAGCAAUGAAGCUUGCUUUACAGCCAUGCUUCAUUUCAAAGCUGCAGAAGAUUUUGAGAGCAAUUAAGCUUGCUUUACAGCAGUGCUUCAUGUCGUGUCUGAGGUAGACACCUAGCACCAUUCAGGUAGUAGUGUAAUCAUAAUGCAUUAUUAAUGCUAGGCCAUUAAAUUUCAUGAGAGCGCGUAGUUUUGUAAAAUAAUUCCAAUAGAUAACACAUUUUAAUGGAGAAAUUUAAGGAAUGGUGGCAAUUUUGAAGGCCACGUGAUGUAGGUAUAAAA